Messenger RNA from Penicillium odoratum, 3237 nucleotides. RefSeq names its product chitin synthase class II (gene chsB). Gene Ontology annotation, cellular component: cell periphery; cell septum. Gene Ontology annotation, molecular function: chitin synthase activity. The record is from RefSeq and is a predicted model, not a curated record. NCBI's taxonomy places the organism in Eukaryota, Fungi, Ascomycota, Eurotiomycetes, Eurotiales, Aspergillaceae. Bases 1 to 3237 code for a protein of 1078 amino acids. The transcript is spliced from 3 exons.
AUGAAUCGUCACCCGCCAUCCAGCUUCGGGGAUGAGCCCCCGUCGUAUGACCAGGAGACAGCUUCGUUCUUAUCCGAGGUCGAAUCCCCAUCGCGCCAGAAUGGCCCAACAAUGCGCCUGCUGCCUACAAGUGGUGAGGAAUACGGUGACUUGAGCGAAAGUCCAAGGGCCACCUCACAGUUCCAAUAUCAACAAGGUUACAGCCAAGUCUAUGAUCAAGAGUAUGACACAACUCCAACCGGACACACACAAGACUACAACGAUGGUCGAUUCUACCAAGUUCCAAGCGCAAGCUCGCCUUCGCGUCCAGCAUCAAGCUUGUCUGGUAUCCCCAAUAUCCCCGCACCCACUGCCAGUCUAGCCGACCCUUCAGUCUACCCAUCAAUUCCCCCACGCACAGGAUCUCCCAUCCGGCCUUGGAGUCCUGGCCACGUUCGACCUCCUUCUGUAUCAAGUGCCGGAUAUGAACGUGUCGAUAUCAACGGUAGCCCUCGACCCGGUACUCCGAGCUCACGCUAUGGAGGUAGCCCCCGACGACCACUGCCUCCAGCUCCAUUAUUCUCUGGGCCUAGCGCGUCGAUGGGUGGAGACACGAGCAUCGAUAUUGGUGACAGCAUGGGUGAGGAUCCCUUUGACGAUCCUUUCGGCGCCCGUGGUCAGACUAUCAACCACAAUUCGCGCGGCAGUGUACGAUCUUUCCUGAGUGAAUCGACUGUUAUGGGCGACGAAAAGGAUGCGAUGUCCAAGGUGGAUCUUGAUGAAUAUGAUGAUGGGGAAAUUGAUCCGAAUAUGCACUAUGGUCCCGCGCCCGAGAAGCAGGCCCGUCGAGGUGUCCGCGAUGCUCAGAUGGCCAAGAAAGAAGUUCAGUUGAUCAACGGUGAACUUAUUUUGGAAUGCAAGAUCCCCACUAUUCUGCAUAGUUUCUUGCCUCGCCGCGAUGAACGCGAGUUUACUCAUAUGCGAUACACGGCCGUUACCUCCGACCCCGAUGACUUUACGAGCCGCGGUUACAAGCUCCGACAGCAGAUUGGUACCACUGCGCGUGAAACUGAGCUGUUCAUUUGUAUUACCAUGUACAACGAGGACGAGAUCGGCUUCACUCGAACCAUGCACGGUGUCAUGCGCAACAUCAGCCACUUGUGCUCACGUACCAAGUCUCGCACCUGGGGUAAAGACGGGUGGAAGAAGAUUGUUGUCUGCAUUAUUUCUGACGGUCGGAAGAAGGUCCACCCUCGCACUCUCAAUGCUCUGGCUGCCCUCGGUGUUUAUCAAGAGGGCAUUGCAAAGAACAUUGUGAACCAGAAGGAGGUCCAGGCCCAUGUCUACGAGUACACCACUCAGGUAUCCCUGGACUCUGACUUGAAGUUCAAGGGAGCUGAGAAGGGCAUCGUUCCCUGCCAGGUCAUUUUCUGUCUGAAGGAGCACAAUCAGAAGAAGCUGAACUCUCACCGUUGGUUCUUCAACGCUUUUGGUCGGGCCCUCCAGCCAAACAUUUGUGUUCUUCUUGAUGUUGGAACCAAGCCAGAUCCCACCGCUUGUUACCACUUGUGGAAGGCCUUUGACCAGGACUCCAACGUCGCGGGUGCUGCGGGAGAGAUCAAGGCUGGUAAGGGUAAAGGCAUGCGUGGCUUGCUUAACCCCCUUGUGGCCAGUCAGAACUUUGAGUACAAGAUGUCCAACAUUUUGGAUAAGCCUCUGGAGUCUGUCUUUGGUUACAUUACUGUGCUGCCUGGUGCACUCAGUGCCUACCGAUUCUUCGCUUUGCAGAACGAUGCCGACGGCAACGGUCCUCUGAACCAGUACUUCAAGGGUGAAACUCUCCACGGUCAAGAUGCUGACGUCUUCACUGCCAACAUGUACCUUGCCGAGGAUCGUAUUCUCUGCUGGGAGUUAGUGGCGAAACGUGAAGAGAAGUGGGUCUUGAAGUUCGUCAAGAGUGCUGUUGGUGAGACUGAUGUCCCGGAUUCAAUUCCCGAGUUCAUCUCUCAACGUCGUCGUUGGCUGAACGGUGCUUUCUUCGCGGCUGUGUACUCCAACUUUAAUGCCAAGCAGAUCUGGAAGACCGAUCACAGUAUUGGUCGCAAGAUCUUGCUUCACAUUGAGUUUGUGUACCAAUUCUUUAACCUUCUUUUCACCUACUUUGGUUUGGCAAAUUUCUAUCUGGCUUUCUACUUCAUUGCUGGCUCUUUGACUGACGAGAAGCUCGAUCCCUUUGGCCAUAACAUGGGCAAGUACAUUUUCUAUGUACUUAAAUAUGCUUGCGUCUUGGUCAUGUGUCUGCAGUUCAUCAUUUCUCUGGGCAAUCGUCCUCAAGGUGCCAAGAACCUCUAUCUGAGUAGUAUUAUCGUUUACGCUAUCAUCAUGGCCUACACUAUUUUCUGCACGCUGUACCUCUUGGUCCUGGAGUUGAUGGCGCGGGCAGGAGAUGGAAAUUCCGAUCUCACAGUUAGCAGUACCCUGCUGAUGGAAAUCGUCAUCUCCAUGUUGUCGACCGUUGGUCUGUACUUCUACAUCUCCAUCCUCUACCUUGACCCGUGGCACAUGAUCACCUCUUCACUUCAAUACUUCCUGUUGAUGCCAAGUUACAUCUGCACACUGCAGGUCUAUGCCUUUUGCAACACUCACGAUGUGACAUGGGGUACAAAGGGUGACAACGUCAUGAACACCGAUCUCGGUGCUGCAAAGACCAUCGACGGCAAGACCGUCUUACUGGACAUGCCAUCUGAGCAACUGGAUAUUGACAGUGGCUAUGAUGCUGCGCUCCGCAACCUCCGUGAUCGUCUCGAGGUUCCUGAGCCCCCACUGAGCGAAGCCCAAAUGCAAGAGGAUUACUACCGUGCCGUACGUACCUACAUGGUAUCAGUUUGGAUGGUAGCGAACCUGGUCCUCACCAUGGUUGUCUCAGAAGUCUACGGUGUCGACGCUGGCGGCACAAACAUCUACCUCUCGAUCAUUCUAUGGUCCGUCGCCGGUCUCGCCUUGAUCCGUGUUGUCGGCUCAACUACCUACGCCCUGCUGCAUCUCAUCCACAAGAUAGUCGAAACAAAAACCAAAUUCGACGCUGGAAACCUCACAAACUUCGCUCCGAGCGUUUUCGGUGGUAGUAACGUCAGCUCAGAGCGCAGUUCCCAGAAGCCUGUUAACUAUAGUGGCAAACCAAGCUUCAAGGAUCGUUUGAAUGAAGCUAGAUGGGCCGCUGGUCGGGCAGCUGGUAAAGCGAUGUUCUGGCGCAAGUAG